Chrysochloris asiatica (Cape golden mole) is the source of this 1968-nucleotide messenger RNA. RefSeq names its product CDC-like kinase 3 (gene CLK3). The transcript has 13 exons. The record is from RefSeq and is a predicted model, not a curated record. Lineage: Eukaryota; Metazoa; Chordata; Mammalia; Afrosoricida; Chrysochloridae. Gene Ontology annotation, molecular function: ATP binding; protein kinase activity. Gene Ontology annotation, biological process: protein phosphorylation. Bases 168 to 1640 code for a protein of 490 amino acids.
GAGUCGGGGGCUAGAGCGGCCAGAACAUCGAGUUGAGCGGCUCCCGGGCAGGCGACGGCCGCGUUAGGCCGGGGGCGGGGCCGCCUCGGGCGGAGGCCGGAGCCGGAAGCGGAAGAGGUGCUCGGAGCGGGGAGUGGGGCCUAGCCGCAGCCAGAGCCUCGGAGACGAUGCAUCACUGUAAGCGAUACCGUUCCCCUGAGCCAGACCCGUACCUGAGCUACCGAUGGAAGAGGAGGAGGUCUUACAGUCGGGAGCACGAAGGGAGACUGCGCUACCUGUCCCGAAGGGAGCCUCCACCCCGCAGGUCUCGAUCCAGAAGCCAUGACCGCCUGCCCUACCAGAGGAGAUACCGGGAGCGGCGAGACAGCGAUACGUACCGAUGUGAAGAGCGGAGUCCCUCCUUUGGGGAGGAUUGCUAUGGAUCAUCUCGAUCACACCAUCGGCGGCGGUCACGGGAGAGGGAGCCAUAUCGGACCCGCAAACACGCCCAUCACUGCCACAAACGCCGCACCAGGUCUUGUAGCAGUGCCUCCUCGAGAAGCCAACAGAGCAGUAAGCGCAGCAGCCGGAGUGUGGAAGAUGACAAGGAGGGCCACCUGGUGUGCCGGAUCGGCGAUUGGCUCCAAGAGCGAUAUGAGAUUGUGGGGAACCUGGGCGAAGGCACCUUUGGCAAGGUGGUGGAGUGCUUGGACCAUGCCAGAGGGAAAUCUCAGGUUGCCCUGAAGAUCAUCCGCAACGUGGGCAAGUACAGGGAGGCCGCCCGGCUAGAGAUCAACGUGCUCAAAAAAAUCAAGGAGAAAGACAAAGAGAACAAGUUCCUGUGCGUCUUGAUGUCAGACUGGUUCAACUUCCAUGGUCACAUGUGCAUCGCCUUUGAGCUCCUGGGCAAGAAUACCUUUGAAUUCCUGAAGGAGAAUAACUUCCAGCCUUACCCCCUGCCACACGUGCGGCACAUGGCCUAUCAGCUCUGCCACGCCCUCAGAUUCCUCCACGAGAACCAACUGACCCACACAGACUUGAAGCCAGAGAAUAUCCUAUUUGUGAAUUCUGAGUUUGAGACUCUCUACAAUGAGCACAAGAGCUGUGAGGAAAAGUCGGUGAAGAACACCAGCAUCCGAGUGGCCGAUUUCGGCAGUGCCACCUUUGACCAUGAGCAUCACACAACCAUUGUGGCCACCCGUCACUAUCGCCCACCUGAGGUGAUCCUUGAGCUGGGGUGGGCACAGCCCUGCGAUGUCUGGAGCAUUGGCUGCAUUCUCUUUGAGUACUACCGGGGCUUCACGCUUUUCCAGACCCAUGAGAACCGAGAGCACUUGGUGAUGAUGGAGAAGAUCCUAGGCCCCAUUCCUUCACACAUGAUUCACCGCACCAGGAAGCAGAAGUAUUUCUACAAAGGGGGCCUGGUCUGGGACGAAAACAGCUCGGAUGGGCGGUAUGUGAAGGAGAACUGCAAACCUCUGAAGAGUUACAUGCUCCAAGACUCCCCGGAGCACGUGCAGCUGUUCGACCUGAUGAGGCGGAUGUUAGAGUUUGACCCCGCCCAGCGCAUCACACUGGCAGAGGCCCUGCUGCACCCCUUCUUUGCUGGCCUGACCCCUGAGGAGAGGUCCUUCCACAACAGCCGUAACCCAAGCAGAUGACAGGUGCAGGCCCCUGCACAGGAAAUGGAGGUCAGGACUGGGCUGCCCGGCUGGCCCCCUUUCUCCAACUUCCAACACCAGGCCCCAGGGCCAGAGCCACCCAGCGAACAGUGCAAUGUGAAGGAAGGCAGGAGCCUGCAGGGGAGGGGACUUGGUGCCCAGCUGCCAGAAAGCACAGAUUUGACCCAAGCUAUUUAUAUGUUGUAAAGUUAUAAUAAAGUGUUUCUUACUGUUUGUAACCCCUGGUACCCGUGUGUCCGUCUCCAGGCUCCUUGCCUUCCCCUCCUCCUUCCCUGACCUUGUUAAUAAAGUCUUUCUUAGCAGUUCA